AUGAAUUUUGAUUCAAAUAUGCCUGUAAUGUUAUAAUGCUUAGAGUGAUGAAAAUAUAAAAGAGCUAAAAAUAUAGCAGCAUACAAUUCAGAAAAUAUGUGCCUGCCUUUCGAGUGUGUCGGUCGAAUAUGCAUUUUAAUUGCAUCAUGAAACAAUGUGACGUUGAAUAUGAAAUCUUCAUGAUGCGUUUUAAUAAUGUAUUCAGAAUAUAAACGUAACUACACCACAAAGAUGAACAAAAACCCAGGGCAACUCGUGUACCUACUCUCGAGAAUGUUAUAUUUCCUACUACUACUAAAUGCAACAUAGGUAGCCUUGCACUGCGAGCUGCGGCUAGCUUUACCAGCAGAUGUUUUGCUUCAGUGUUCCUCAAAAUAACCUCACGUGAACAUUUUGUCAACAAUUCUUAAAGAUGGACAAGUUUGUGGUGCGUCUAUCUAAGGGAGAGACGCCUAAAACGUCGAGGAGCACUGAGAAGAUUUACAAGCAAGCCACCAUAGAAUCCCUACGAAGGGUGGUCGUCAUUGAAGACAUAUUGCGCUAUAAAUCCUCGCUGGAGCUGCCGGGGCAGAGCAGGGACAACAUGCUGAAUGCUUUGACCGACCUAAGCAAGAAGAUGCCGUCCAAGGAGGUGCUGAAGUCCACAAAAAUAGGUCACACCGUCAACAAACUACGGAAGCACGCCGAGCCUGAGGUCAGCUCAGCAGCUGCCAUGGUGUACACAGCCUGGAGGACGUUUGUGGAGGAGAAUUCCAAUAAGCCGCCCAUUGAAGUGCGCUCGGACAAGCAGUCAGAAGGCCUGAGGAGCAACGCCAGGAGACUUCUGGCCAAAGCUUUGGAGCUCAAGGAGGACUGCGGUCUAGUGGACAACACGGAGAGGGAGGUGUUCCACCAGAGCGGCCGGCUGGUCAGCGGCUCUUACCGGAGGACGGUGCGAACGCUGGUGUUCGCCUUUAGACGGCAGCCUGAGCUCAGAGCUCAGCUGAAGCGGGACCACUCCUCAGUUGCCCAGCUGGUGUCCAAGUAUAAGAGAUAAGCGUCUAACAAUGAAUCUGCUUUUUAUGCACCAAUGUAUUUUUUUAAAUCGUGUUCAAUGUAAAUAAUCAAUUUGUUAUCAUUGUUAAUUUCAUUAUGGUUAAUUGCGCUUUGUUUUUAUACUGUAUUGAAAAUUUGAAUUUCAACAAAAAAAAAAACAUGUUGAUUUUUUACCA
Molecule: messenger RNA, 1211 nt
Organism: Hippocampus zosterae (dwarf seahorse)
Lineage: Eukaryota; Metazoa; Chordata; Actinopteri; Syngnathiformes; Syngnathidae
Gene: tceanc2
Product: transcription elongation factor A (SII) N-terminal and central domain containing 2
Exons: 4
Coding region: 413-1036 (207 amino acids)
Biological process (GO): DNA-templated transcription
Cellular component (GO): nucleus
Source: RefSeq, a predicted model, not a curated record